Messenger RNA from Drosophila rhopaloa, 1188 nucleotides. It is a transcript of the gene Gr22a, whose product is annotated as putative gustatory receptor 22a. Gene Ontology annotation, biological process: sensory perception of taste. The record is from RefSeq and is a predicted model, not a curated record. Gene Ontology annotation, cellular component: membrane. Bases 1 to 1188 code for a protein of 395 amino acids. The transcript has 2 exons. Lineage: Eukaryota; Metazoa; Arthropoda; Insecta; Diptera; Drosophilidae.
AUGUUACAACCGAAACGCGAACGCCGCUUUCGCCAGAGUUUGGCCCACUACACCCUGAAGGCGACCCUUUAUGGAUCUUGGGUGCUCGGACUUUUUCCAUUCACCUUUGACCCCAGGAAACGGCAACUGCAUCGUUCCAAGUGGCUUUUGGCAUAUGGCUUGAUCCUGAACAUAAGUCUGAUGGUCUUGUCUUUGUUACCGGAAACAGAUGAUCACAAUACCGUGAAGGUGGAGGUGUUUGAGCGUAAUCCCUUGGUGAAGCAAUUCGAACAACUCGUGGAGGCUAUAGGCUUCGUUACCACUGUGGUGACCCAUCUGCGACUUUUCUGGAAAAGCAAGGAGUUGGUUGCGAUUCUCAAUGAGCUCCUGGUGCUGGAAAACCGUCACUUUAGUAAGCUAAUCCUUGCAGAUUGUUUUCAAUCCGAUAGGUAUGUGAUCCACAAGGGUAUUGUGAUAAUCCUGGAGCUCGGUUCCUCCUUGGUGUUAUACUUUGGAGUCCCCGAGAGUAAGUCCGCUGUGCAGGAGGCUUUCUGCAUCUACAUUGUCCAGCUGGAAGUUCUCAUGGUGGUGAUGCACUUUCACCUGUUGAUGAUCUUUAUUUAUCGCUAUAUAUGGAUAAUCAACGGACAGCUUUUGGAGAUGGCCAGUCGGUUGAGAGGAGGUGGAAGUGUGGAUCCUGAGCGAGUGCGGCUGCUCCUUUGGCUAUAUGGUCGCAUUCUGGACCUUAAUAAUCGCAUCGCCUACAUUUACGACAUCCAGAUAACUCUUUUUAUGGCUACCCUGUUCUCAGCCAACAUUAUUGUGGGCCAUGUCCUCGUCAUCUUUUGGACCAACAUCAAUAGAUUCUCGCUUUUAGCCACGGUUCUGCUCUUUCCACAAGCAUUAAUCAUCAACUUUUGGGAUCUUUGGCAGGGCAUCGCCACUUGCGAUUUAGUCGAGACUACAAGCAGAAAAACCUCAAUGAUCUUAAAGUUAUUCAACGAUAUUGAAGGAAUGGACACCGAACUGGAAAGAAAAAUAUCUGAUUUUACUUUAUUCUGCAGCCAUCGCAGGCUAAGAAUUCGUCACUGUGGAUUGUUCUAUAUAAACUACGAGAUGGGCUUCCACAUGAUCAUCACCAACAUUUUAUAUGUGCUUUUCCUGGUACAAUUCGAUUAUAUGAAUUUAAAAUUCAAAUCAGAUGAUUGA